UAUACACAGUAAAUCAUCCAUUUCCCAAUUUUCGAAUCUACCCUUUUUUUUCUCUCUCUCUCUCUCCUCACUCACUCUCUCUCUCUAUGGACCCAUCCUCGAUCCCUCCAGCUCCGGCUCCGACCACCGUCCCUUUCGCCGCCGAACCGAACAACCACCCUCCAGCUCCCAUUCCGGAGCCACAACUGAACCACCCACCUUACGCUGAGAUGAUAUACACAGCAAUCGAAGCACUGAAGGAGAAAGAUGGGUCAAGCAAAAGAGCAAUAGCGAAGUACAUAGAGCAAGUUUACAAGGAAACGCUUCCACCGAAUCACUCGAACUUGUUGACUCAUCACUUGAAGCGUUUGAAGAACAACGGAAUGCUCGUGAUGGUCAAGAAAUCUUACAAGCUUCCUAGAUCUGCUCCUCUCCCAGCAGUAACAGCACCAGCCGCACCCUCAUCUUCACAAUCCCCAAGGCCCAGAGGUCGCCCCCGCAAGGCCCAAGCCCUACACCUUCAACCUCAGCCCAUACAGAAUGCUAAUAAUAACAACAACUCCCAGCAGCAAAAUGCCGAGCCUGUCUGGGCCGCUCUUGGGCUUGCUGAUGACCCGCAGGCUGCAGGAACAGCAGCAGCAGUGCCUGAGGAGAACAAGAGAGGCCCGGGUCGUCCUCGAAAGAUGGAGGCGGGCCCGGGCCCUUCUGUUGCUGCUUCGAUGACCCCGGCUCCUCGCCGGGGCAGAGGUCGUCCGCCUGGGUCUAAGACUAAGAAGAGGGUGGGCCGUCCCCCUAAAGAAAAGCCCGUCGCGGCUGUUUCUGAUGGGCUCAAGAGGCGACCGGGUCGACCGCCGAAAAACCAGCCGCAACCAACUCCGAUUCCCUUUGCUGCACCAGCUCCUGCUGCCGCCGUUGCAGCCGGACUUCCAGCACCGGCUGACGGUGGUGCUGCUGUGCCCGUCGUGGCGGAGGCUCCAAGGUCUAGAGGAAGGCCCAGGAAAAAUACCAACCCUGCCAUUGCUGUGGCUGCUGCUGCUGUUGCUGCCCCGGGCCGUGGUCGGGGUCGUGGUCGCGGUGGUGGACGAGGAAGAGGAAGAGGGCGUGGGGGAUUGACUGCGCAGGCCAAGUUUCCUACCGGAAAGCCUGUGGGCCGCCCAAGGAAGGGAACAACUGCUGCUAGUACCUCGCAAAAUGUUGCUAAUGAAGAUCUCACGAGGAAACUUGAACACUUUCAAUCAAAGGUCAAGGAAUCUCUUGCAGUGCUUAAGCCUCAUUUUAACCAUGAAAGUCCAGUCACAGCAAUUGCAGCAAUUCAAGAAUUGGAAGUACUGGGAACUAUGGACCUCAAUGCACCGUUAAGGGAUGAAACACUUCCACAGCAACAGCACCUGCAGCAAGAGCAGCAGCAGCAGCAGCAACAGCAACAGCUACUACCACAACAACAGCAGCUGCCACCACCACAACUGCAGCCACAGCCACAGAUAUUUCAACAACCGCAAUAUCCCCAGUUUCAUUUGCAGCCGGUUGCACAGCAAUAUGUGUAUCAUCAGCAGCCGCCACCGCCGCAGCAGUAAGAGUUUCAUCCUUAGGAAUCAGGUGCAAGCUAGGAAGAAGUACAUGGUCCUGAAUUUGAUUAUGAAGGUAGAAAGAAUUACAUGGAACAACUUGUACAAGUGUUUUUUAACAAGGGCAUAUGAGGUAACAGAUUUGUAAAGCGAGUAGGAAGCAGCAGAACUGAUUCUUGGUUGAGAGUGAAAUGACUGUCCAUUUUAGUUUGUUGUUGUGAACCGUUCUAGAUUGACCCCUUAAGUAAUUUUUAGAUUUUAGAGUACUGAUGAUUCUCUUAUUCAAGUAAUAUUUGUUUGACUUUGACAGCUUUAUUAUCAAUGUUGG
Molecule: messenger RNA, 1872 nt
Organism: Gastrolobium bilobum
Lineage: Eukaryota; Viridiplantae; Streptophyta; Magnoliopsida; Fabales; Fabaceae
Exons: 4
Coding region: 87-1553 (488 amino acids)
Biological process (GO): chromosome condensation; negative regulation of DNA recombination; nucleosome assembly
Cellular component (GO): nucleosome; nucleus; nucleolus
Molecular function (GO): double-stranded DNA binding; nucleosomal DNA binding; structural constituent of chromatin
Source: RefSeq, a predicted model, not a curated record